This is a messenger RNA of Balaenoptera ricei (Rice's whale), 2035 nucleotides long. It is a transcript of the gene DNAJC19, whose product is annotated as DnaJ heat shock protein family (Hsp40) member C19. Gene Ontology annotation, molecular function: ATPase activator activity. The record is from RefSeq and is a predicted model, not a curated record. The transcript is spliced from 6 exons. The coding region runs from base 209 to 484 and encodes 91 amino acids. Lineage: Eukaryota; Metazoa; Chordata; Mammalia; Artiodactyla; Balaenopteridae. Gene Ontology annotation, biological process: protein import into mitochondrial matrix. Gene Ontology annotation, cellular component: PAM complex, Tim23 associated import motor.
GGAGAGGAGCCGCAGAUGUCUCCCUAAUGCGACUCAGAGCUGGGGGUGUAGCGCCCCGGAGAGUCACCCUCUAGGACACAGAGCUGUUGCCUCACCCCUCUCGGGCCUUUGUGCCUGCCGUCCGUGGGGCUCGGAGGCCAGUACAGUGGUAGCAGUUGGACUCACCAUUGCUGCUGCAGGAUUUGCAGGCCGUUACGCUUUGCAAGCCAUGAAGAAUAUGGAGCCUCAAGUAAAACAAGUUUUUCAAAGUCUACCAAAAUCUGCCUUCAGUGGUGGCUAUUACAGAGGUGGGUUUGAACCCAAAAUGACAAAACGGGAAGCAGCAUUAAUACUAGGUGUAAGCCCUACUGCCAAUAAGGGAAAAAUAAGAGAUGCUCAUCGACGAAUUAUGCUUUUAAAUCACCCAGACAAGGGAGGAUCUCCUUAUAUAGCAGCCAAAAUCAAUGAAGCUAAAGAUUUACUAGAAGGUCAAGCUAAAAAAUGAAGUAAAUGUAUGAUGAAUUUUAAGUUCUUACUCAUUUAUGUAUAUGAGUACCAGCUUUUUAUAAUAAAAUGCCUCAAAGCUACACAUUUUAAAAAUUAGCAUAAGCUAAAUGAAAGCCUUGGUAUAAAUUUGAGGAUUUCAAAUCGGAUUAUAGAAUAUUUGUAGGUUAAUACUCAAUAAUUAUGGAUAAAUGCAUGCCAUUUGAAGUGUUCAUUACUCAUUUGUCAAAUAAUUUGGUACCUAUUUCAAGACAAGGUGAACAAGAUAGUCUCUCCCUGAAGGAAUCCCCAGUCUGAUGGGAGACUGAUAAACUGAUAAUUAAAAUACAAUGUGAAAAUAAUUAAAAUACAGUGUAAUAAAUAUGAUGGAAUUAGCACAGGUUGUUAUAGUAGGGGCUCAUAUCAUUAAGACAGGCGGCUGUUCAAGGUACAGAGGACUCCCCCAACCACUUAGAACCUUGAACUUAAAAGUGAAUUUAGCCACAACUUAACCUAAGAAAUUGAUCUAGGUAUGUAUUUAUCACUUUGUCAGUGAUAAAUCUGAAUUGUUUCAGAUUUCAUACAUUAAAAUCUGUAACAGUAUGAUAAAGAUUUGAGAAUACAAGUCUCGUUUUUAAUCGAGAAAGUAUGUACAUUUUAUUUAGCUAACCCCUUAAAAGAGACUGACCAUUUAUAAACUAAUUGGUUAUUUUUUUACGUAAUCAAGUUUCACAUUUGUUAAAACACAAUUAGUGAAACUGAAAAGCUCUCCGUUAUCAAAAUAUAACUAAGGACUCGAGAAUUCAUACACUGAUAUAUUUAAAUGACAUUUCAGGGUAAAGGGCUAUUGGUCUAACAAAAAAUAUGUAAGGAUCAUAACCAGAGGACCUACCUAAAACACCUGAGGUUAAAAUAGCUAUUUUGUGGUCAGCCAGAAUACUUAAUUUUCAGUUCUAAGAUGAUAAGUACUACUACCUACAAUCUAAACUUUCUUAAAUCAUCCUAAAGUUCUUAUUAAUGGGGAACACAAAGAUUUUCAAGGUCAAAAUAAUGGAGGUGGUCAUAUUUAGCACUGGAAUGUGUUUAGGGACAUGUCAAAAUGGAGGUAUAUCUGCUUUUAUUUUCCAUCCCAUUUCCUCAUUCAAAAUCUGAUCAAGUUCAUUUGUCAUAUUUAGAGUAUGACGAAGCACUUGGCUGUUUCCAGGGGCAAGGGGGUAUGAAGGUACAGUUGAUUCUUGUUGUUCAAAGUAGUUGUGUUCUAUAAAGUCACUGAGAAUACUAAAUUAGUGAAUCCUGAACCACGGUUCCUAGGGGUUUCCUGUGAGCCUCUGGUCACAACACUUUUGUCAACCAGUGAAUAUAUAACCUUGUUUACAAGUGUUUCUGUUUAAAGACAUCUUAUUUAAUAUAUGUUGAUUCAUUAACAUUAAAUUCACAGCCAAUAACAUUGUAACUCAUGCCAAUCCAUCACAGCCUUCUUGCAUUUAGGAACCCUAGGCAGCAGCACUUCACUAUGCUUGGGGGCCAUCUUAAACAGUGAAAUCACCAAUAAAAAGGACAAAAAUGCAAAAAA